GGGGCUGCUGGAGUGCUGGUAGGACACCCGUUUGACACUGUUAAGAUGACAGAUAAGCCUCAUCACGGGAGAGUUACCUAGUUCGUCUACAAGUUCAAAAUGUAGAGAAACCUCUCUACCGUGGGACCUUCCAUUGCUUUCAGUCCAUCAUAAAGCAAGAAUCUGCUUUUGGACUCUAUAAAGGUAUCGGGUCACCAAUGAUGGGACUUACCUUCAUUAACGCGCUUGUGUUCGGUGUACAAGGAAAUACACUUCGUGCUCUUGGAAAAGACACUCCUUUAAACCAGUUCCUUGCAGGGUCAGCAGCAGGGGCCAUCCAGUGCGUCAUCUGCUGUCCCAUGGAGUUGGCCAAGACAAGAAUGCAGCUUCAAGGAACAGGUGAAUACAAACUAAAAAUGAAGAACUACAAAAAUUCGCUGGAUUGUUUGAUCAAAAUCUAUCGAAAGGAAGGGCUGAGGGGUAUCAACAGGGGCAUGGUCUCUACAUUCAUAAGAGAGACUCCGAGCUUCGGCUUUUAUUUCCUGACCUAUGACUGCAUGACCAGGUAUUUAGGCUGUGAAGCUGAAGACAAUUACGUUAUUCCCAAACUGCUGUUUUCCGGGGGGAUGUCGGGAAUCGUGUCCUGGCUCUCCACCUACCCCAUGGAUGUGAUCAAAUCCCGGCUUCAGGCUGACGGAGUCGGAGGCGUCACGCAAUACAAUGGCAUUUUAGACUGCGUCAGAAAGAGUUACCACGACGAAGGCUGGAGGGUGUUCACAAGAGGUCUCACUUCCACACUUCUCCGUGCUUUUCCCGUCAACGCAGCUACUUUUGCUACUGUCACAGUGUUCCUAAUGUACAUGAGGUCAGAAGACAACCUUCGUGAAUGUGAACCAGGUCCAGUAAUCCAGCAGCCUUCCAGUUUGUGA
Molecule: messenger RNA, 908 nt
Organism: Charadrius vociferus (killdeer)
Lineage: Eukaryota; Metazoa; Chordata; Aves; Charadriiformes; Charadriidae
Gene: SLC25A29
Product: solute carrier family 25 (mitochondrial carnitine/acylcarnitine carrier), member 29
Exons: 4
Coding region: 198-908 (236 amino acids)
Biological process (GO): mitochondrial L-ornithine transmembrane transport
Cellular component (GO): mitochondrion
Molecular function (GO): high-affinity L-arginine transmembrane transporter activity
Source: RefSeq, a predicted model, not a curated record